GGGAAUUUUCUGGUUCACUCUCGUCUCGUUUACUUGUUGGUCGUCGUCUUCGAAAUUGCAUUCCCUGCUCUGCUUGUUUUCGCUUCUAAUUUCUUUUGCGUUUUAGCUGAGAUUUCGAACUAAUUGCAUCCAAGGAUGGAAAUUAAACUGGCGACCGAUCUUUUCAAUCUUGAAGUCCAGAAGAGAAAAUACAUGGGGCGGUGCCUAGUAGCUGGGCUCUGUUUCUGGCUCUCUCUGACGUUGGUGAUUGCAGAAGAUACGGCAAACACAAACAAGUCUUCUUUGGGAGGUUUAAUUUGGUCUUCUGCAAAAGAAGAGGGCGAUCUCCUUGUCGAGAACAGGCCCCAGGAAGAUUCCACCGCCGCUACAGCCGUCGUUCACGACCCUGAUGGAUUCGAUGGCGGAUUUUAUUCCCUCGACAGCAUGUUGCAGUGGGCUAUAGGCCAUUCUGAUCCUGCAAAACUAAAGGGAACUGCACAGGAUGUGAAGCAAUUGUCUCCAAGUGCGCUAAAGAAGCGGCAGGAAGAAAUUAAGGAUCUAAUGGAGAAGUUGAAGAUGCCAUCAGAUGCAAAGUUGAUUCAAAUUGCUAUAGAUGACUUGAAAAAUUCCUCCUUAUCAUUGGAAGAUCACCACCGUGCACUACAGGAGCUUUUAGUACUCGUUGAGCCAAUUGAUAAUGCAAAUGAUUUGAACAAACUUGGGGGCAUUGCUGUGCUUAUCCAUGAGCUUAAUCAUAUUGAUCCUAAUGCUAGGAAAGUUGCUGCAUGGAUUCUUGGAAAAGCGAGUCAGAAUAACCCUAUUGUUCAAAAGCAGGUAUUGGAACUGGGGGCACUAGCAAAAUUAGUGACGAUGGUAAAAUCUGAUUUUGUAGAAGAAGCCAUCAAGGCAUUGUAUGCUAUUUCAGCUUUGAUUCGAAAUAAUUUAUCUGGCCAGGAAUUAUUCUAUGCCGAAUCUGGAGAUAGUUUGCUUCAGGAUAUUCUAAGCAACUCGAGCAUGGAUAUCCGAUUGAAAAAGAAAGCAGUGUUUCUCACAAGUGAUCUGGCCGAGACACAAUUAGAAAAAGCAGAUGAAGCUGAGAUGCCAUUUCUUGGUGACCGCCUUUUCUUGAAGUCUGUGGUUGAUCUAACCCAUUCAACGGACAUUGAUCUUCAGGAGAAGGCCCUUGUUGCUCUAAAGAACCUCCUGCUUCUGAGGACAACUGAAGCUCAAGUUUUGAGAGAAUUUUGUGGGUUGGACGUUGCUUUGCAGAGGAUGAGGGUGAAGCUGGAGGUAUUAAUGGAAGAGGAAGAUCACAGAGAUUAUGCAAUGGAUGUGGAAAGUCUGCGAAGCCAAGUGGAGUUAAUUUUCCUUGAAAAACUAGGAAAGAGCAUGCAGGUUCCAACAUGAACACGAGGAUGAUAUUAGUUGCAGCCUUAAAGAUAUGUCAUAUACAGUGCUUUCAUACUAACCUAGCCUGUUUUGAAGUGUCCCCUCGAUAGAAAAGAGAUACAUCCCAGCUAUGUCGGGAAAGUUGAAAUUUUUAUAGCAAUGUAAAGAUUUUUCCCGCAGAAUAGAAUGAAUAAUUUAUGUGAAAUUUGUAGGAUAUUAUUCGGAAAUAUUCAAUUUUUUAUUAUUUAAAAUUUAAUUGCGUCUUAAAA
Momordica charantia (bitter melon) is the source of this 1637-nucleotide messenger RNA. NCBI's taxonomy places the organism in Eukaryota, Viridiplantae, Streptophyta, Magnoliopsida, Cucurbitales, Cucurbitaceae. The record is from RefSeq and is a predicted model, not a curated record.